UUAAUUGGUGCUAACAACACCGAGGGGGACAGAUGGCAAGUAUCGCCGGUCAUAUAGGACCCUGGUGCCGUCGGACGAAUCUCACCAGCAGAGUCUACAGGUGGCUAUCUAGGUAUGAUUGUCAGCCCAGGCUCGACGGUUCCCACGAUACCCCCUGUCUCUCAUCACGCGGCUGCAGCAAACUCUAACGGACCCGCAUUCACCUCGCUCGUUCCGUCGGGUAAACAAUUUUUUCCACCCCACUACAACUCGUUUCGUACUCAACAGCAACGCCCAGAGCGGUCGAGAUGCACCAGAGGGGGGGGGGGGGGGGGCGGACAGUCCGAUGCUCAAUAUAUAGCUCACAGGUGUCGAUGACGGCCGUGCGCGGAUUGGCACCCUUCCUCCUCUCCCUCGGGGCGUUGGACGGAAUUUGGAGCAACCAAUUCGAACGAAGCCGCCCCAAUCGGACUAGGCGGGCACGGUAUCACGGAAGGCCGGAAAAGUGUACUCAGUUGUCCGGCCCUACGGCGGCCAACGUUGUCUCCUGCUUACGAGAACUUGCCCAUGGCGAGUCAGGUUCGGCAUGGUACGCUGCAGUAUGGUUUCGUGUCCGAGAAACAAAUCUACGUUUGCAUCAGGGAUCACCAUGGGGGGACGCGAGGGAGAGGGGCGAACGGCUGCAGACGUCGACAAAGACCCGGUUCGACAAAAUGACAACCGCCCAAAAGACCUUUAACAACAGAGUUGUUUUUAAAUCGGACCUUUUGUUGACUGGCUUGUAUACGACGGAGCGGGAGUGGUCGCGCUUGGCUUGGCUGGUAGUCAGCGGCGUUGGCUUGGAUUCACGAGCCAAUUAUGAUGGAUGGAGGGCGGCUGGGUGAUGGCUUUGGCGAUCUGGGAGGGCACAGCCACGUGUGUGGCGUUUCUAGCAAACGGGCGGUCGGGCAGAC
Molecule: messenger RNA, 932 nt
Organism: Colletotrichum navitas
Lineage: Eukaryota; Fungi; Ascomycota; Sordariomycetes; Glomerellales; Glomerellaceae
Exons: 2
Coding region: 288-863 (191 amino acids)
Source: RefSeq, a predicted model, not a curated record